CAAGAUUAUUCGUAUAGCGUAUUGAGUAGAAUCAUGAUGUGCGUUGAGGCCGGAAGACCUCUCAUUUUGACUGAUUUGGAAAUUAUUUAUGGCGCUCUCUACGAUUUGUGGAACCAAAAUUAUAUCGUCUACGGAAGUAAAGAUAACCCUCGAUACUUUACCAGGGUUGCACUUGGAGCAUAUGCUAAUCCGAUGUUGUAUGUCAACAACACGUUUAGAUGCAUUUUAGUCCUAGAUGAAGCUAAAUUGCAAAAAGCCGAUCCACCCCUUCUGAAUAGAUUUGAAAAGCAAAAAAUGUCAAUCGAAGAUAUGCUCACAGAUGAACAACGAGGAAUCGUGGGAACUUUGAUUACCUGGGCAAAACAAAUGGCCACCCUGGUUGGAAAGAAUAACAUAGCUCGUCAAGACUUUACAUUACAAGAUCUCUUUAUUGGUUAUGAUCCAGAGGAAACUUUGCAAAGUUUGGUUAUUGAUGUUACGCACAAACAUGAAGGUAAAACGUACGAAGAGAUUCUUUCGUUAUGCAAGGAAUCUCUUAUUGCCAUUGCUUCAGCUGAUGGAAUUGUAAGGGCCACCAAAUCUGCGAUGGAUAAGGAAGAAAGCCUCCGUUGGAAACUGGUUUACUUCCCCUCGGCUGAAUCUAAUAACCAACAUCAUGAUCACUUGGCUGAUUAUUUCAUGGCAUUGUUUUAUGAAGUUGGCGUUGCCUAUCCAGACCCAUUAUUGGUUAUUGUUAAUACAUUUUCAAACAUUAACACCGAUGUAAAAAAAUGUCUGGAUAUGAUACUACGCGUCCAAGUCGAUAAACUUUCUACUUUUAGAACAGAAGCCCAACUUCAAAACAGGGUUAAACAUUUUUGGUUAGAAUCUGAUGAUCAAAUGCUUGUUCUUCAAUGCGAUGUGACUACCGCAAAUGCUGGAUGCAUUAAGUUGGCAAAAUUCAUCAUUGAGCAAUACCGUAACGAAUUUAUAAGGACCAGAAAAGCGGGAGUGCCAGCUAAACAUGCGUGCAUUAUCCUGCACAUUCACAGAGAACAAGAAACCAACUUUUUAUCCUUCAACUUUAUGUGUGGAUGGAGAAAAGUUACAAUUGAAACGUUGGCGCCACAGGAAAAGAAUUUGUCAACACUUUUGGAUGGAUCCUUAAAGAGCAUAUUGAAUACCACCUACAAAUUUGAAGAUAUAUUGAAACAGGAAUUAUUGUGGUGUCUGCUGUGCAUGAAAUAUCCAUCUACUGAAAAUUCUAUUCAUCAUCUCAGGGUUCUCAAUUCCGAAAUUCUCAAGCAUCCAAACUUCAUCGAGUGUCUAAAGGAACGAGUUCUGAUCUGGCUAGAGGAAAAAUCUUCUAUGGAUUGGCAAUAUGAAGUCGCAUCUAAUAAAAAAUUACUCUAUCCGUAUUCUUCUUUCUCGGCUGCUCUACAAGCUCGCAUUCGUACAAUGGUCAGAGCUCCUGUCGCAAGAAUUUUAUUUUCUCUCGAAAGGCUAUCAGUUAUUAAAACCUUUUUCGACAUCGACCAACCCGGAAACGAGGAGAGCCCCUUACUUUUAUUCUGGAAAAUUUUGUUUAAAGAUCCUAAAGUAAUUGAAAUUGAUGAACUUCCCGAACCCAUACCUGACCGAUAUGUAUUACCGAAUCAACUUUACGAUUUACAGUUCCCGUUCUCGUAUUACUUUAUGAGAAAAAUUGAUGAUUUUAAGGGCAUCUUUUUAGCAGAGCUUGAUAAACUUAAACAGGAUAAAGAAAAUUGCGAUCCAUCAUCCGGGGAUCUUCACAUGAACGUUGAGGCCAUGGCUCACGAUGCAUUCAAAUCUAGCGUCUACUCAUCGUUGUCAUAUCUUAGAGAACAAAUGAUUGAACCACAUUUAGAAAAAUACUUUAAUGAUUUUGUGACCAUUGUUUCAGCUAGAGAAGGAAAAAACAACAGGGAAUUAUUAGCAUUGUUAUUGAGGCAACUUUUGGGUGAAGAAAAAAUGUAUGAUCCGGUUCUAUUGCAUGCUUACUGGUGGAUAAAUUCAAGCACAAUCCUGACGGAUAUGCAAUUGGCUCAGAUGUGUCCGUCAAUAGUUAAAGAUUUUACUUCAAGAGGCAGCAGAUCCACUUUCGAAGAGUUCCUUGUUCACGAAAUAACAACGAUGAUGCUUAAUAAGAUAUGUGGGAAAGAUGUAGAAGGAAUUAACUCUCAUCAAAUUGAUAUGUGGUUGCGGGAAGUCAACAAAGUUUUAACUUUUAGUGGAAAAUUACAGAAAACCCGUAAAUUACCUUCUUUCCAGCUACUAAGAAUAUGUAACGAACUUGUCGCCUCAAAAUCUAUCCCAUU
Acaulospora morrowiae is the source of this 2318-nucleotide messenger RNA. The record is from the annotation of a GenBank genome assembly. NCBI's taxonomy places the organism in Eukaryota, Fungi, Glomeromycota, Glomeromycetes, Diversisporales, Acaulosporaceae.